GGCAGCCAGCAUCGCACUGCAGUUUGGAAUAGCAAUGAGGUUCUUAAUUAUCUUGACGGCUCUGGUAGCCUUAGGGGCCUGCGGCAGCGUCAACCAACAACAAGCUGCUAACCAGGAUCUCCUUAACAAACAGCAAGAUGUCAUCCAACUUCUGCAGCAGAUCUCACAGCCAAUCCCGAACCAGAAACUUCAGAAUCUUGGCGAAACGUAUGACAUUGAGAGCAACGCGCAUCAGUACAACAACCCGAUCAUAGUUAAGUACUACGUGGGUGCUAUGAAAGCUGGUUUGGUUCAACCACAGGGUACAGUCUCCAGCCAUGUAGUUAGCCAGCUUCGCAAAGAAGUUUCACUGCUCUACAGGAUUUUGUCGGGUGCUAAGGACUAUCUGACUUUCCUCAAGGCUGCUGCGUGGGCUCGUCUUCACGUUAACGAAGAACAAUUUGUCAAGGCUUUCAGCGCUGCGGUAUUGACUCGCACAGAUACCAGGGGAGUCAUCCUUCCACCAAUUUAUGAAGUCUUGCCUAACUACCAUCUGGACGCUAGAGUCAUCCAAGAAGCCCAAAAUAUUGCCAUUCAAGCACUACAGGGAAGAAACGUUGUCAUUCCCGUUAACCACUCCGCACUCCUAUCUCAAGAAGAACAACAAGUUUCUUACUUUACUCAGGACGUUGGUCUUGCUGCAUACUAUAGCUGCAUUAGCCUCGUUGGAGACAUCUUGUCAGAACAGGCUCAGCAACAACAACAGCCUCUAACUCAGCAGCAGUAUCAGCAACAGAUUGUAGGAAAAUAUUUGCAACAAGGAGUACAAAACGGCCAACAAAGCCCGAUUGGUCACGGAGCCCAAUAUCUGUUCCUUCACCAACAACUUCUGGCUCUGUACGAGCUUAACCGUCUUUCGAACGGACUUGCCCCAGCCUCUGAAAUUAACUUUGAAAAUGUAAAUGCUUUUUACCAGCCACACCUUCGCGGUCUCAAUGGGCUUCAAUUGCCUGGCCGUCCAGAGAACCUUCAACUCCAACCUCAGAAGAACAAGCUCAUCCAACAUGUUCAGUCUCUGGUACAAAGACUGAAAGAUGCUAUUGACUCUGGCAACGUGAUCACUCCACAAGGCAAUUUCCUUUCUCUGUUCCAACCACAAGGUGCGAAUAUUCUUGGUGACUUGAUUCAAGGAUCUGGCAGAAGCAUCAACCCAAGGUACUACGGAAGCCUCCAAGUUGCUGCUCGCAAACUCCUUGGAAAUACGCCCGAAGUUCAGAACAUUUGGGAUUACACACCAUCGGCUCUUGAAAUUGGGCAAACCAGUGUCUACGACCCAGCUUUCUACCAAUUGUUCAAGAAAGUCAUGAAUCUUUACCAACAGUACCAGCAGUCUUUGCCUGCCUACCAACAGAGCGAUCUUAUCCUUCCUGGUGUUACCAUUCAGAACGUUGAUGUUAGCCAAUUGGUCACUCUCUUCAACGACUACCACAUCGAGCUUGAUUCCAUUGUUGGUCAAGCUAACCAACAACAACAACAGCAGCAGCAGCAACAGCAACAGCAACAACAGCAGCAACAGCAGCAACCGCAGCAACAGCAGCAGCAGCAGCAACAACAACAACAACAACAGGGACAAAUUAGGGCUUUCCUCAAGAGAUUGGAUCAUCAACCGUACCAAUACAAAAUCGUUGUUCAGAGCGAACAAAAUGUACCAAGAGCAGUUGUCCGUGUUUUCAUUGGACCUAAACACGACCACCAAGGCAGACCCAUUAGUAUCUCUCAGAGCCAACAUCUCUUUGUUCAACUUGAUCAGUUCAUCCAGAACCUCCACGCUGGUCAAAACAUUAUUAUUAGGAACUCCCAGCAAGCUCCUGGACAGAGCUUUGAUUGGCCAUCCACUUCUCAAAUUGUACAAGGCGUCAAUGCUGCUAUCCGAUCUCAGCAACCAUUCUACAUCACUCAGCCACACCAUAUCUACAGCUUGCCUGCUAGAUUGUCUCUUCCCAGAGGUCAGCCACAAGGUCUUCCACUUCAGCUCCUCGUUGUGAUCUCUUCUUCGAACCCACUUAACGUGCCGUACGGGCCAGUAGUCCCCGAACAACAAUUGGCCUAUCAAGCCGAUCAAUUCCAAAUUGUAAACGCCGAACAAUACCAACAAUUGAAACAACUUUCGCAAUUGGGCGGCGGACUACAACAAAACGUUGAGGUGCUUCCUGAAGGUUUAGCCAACACUCAACAACAAAUUCAAGCCAUCAGGAACCACAAUGCUCAUGUCUACCAGGGACACGUGCAAAUCCAAAACCCUGUUGGCCAAGGACAAAACAUCCAAGGAGUUGGUGUUGUUAAUCCUGGAGAUUCUUCUAAUGCCCAGUCCUGGGGAUCAGGAUUCUCGGUUCAGAACCAACAACAAAUGCAACAACAAGCUCAACAGCUCCAACAACAAAUACAGGCGGCAGCAGCAGUUCAUCAAGGACAACAGAGCCAGAGUGGUCAAAUGAUCUGGAACGCACAACAGCAACAAUCGCAUGGACAAGAUGUUAACUGGUCUCCAUCCAACAGUGCUCAAUCUGUUAGCCAAUCUUCUCAACAAGGUUUGUCUGGUCUGAGUAGUGCACAAGGUGUGCAACAACCUCUGCAACAGGUACAAGGUGUCGCUGGGCUCCAAGGUGUCCAAGGUGUCUCUGGCAUCCAAGGUGUACAAGGUGUCCAAGGUGUUCAGCAAGGUCUUCAAGGAGUCCAGGGUGUACAACAAGGAGGAAUCCAAGGAUCAGCACAAGGUGUUCAGCAAGUAGGAGUAUCGCAAUCACAACAAGGUGUACAACAAGCAGUUCCAUACGUCAUGCAAGAAGUCCAAGGUAUCAGAGGAGGUCAAUCUUGGUCAAACGCUCAAAUCCAAGGUGCAAUGUCCGGCCAGCAACACACUGGUGGCUUCCAAGGAGUUCAUGCACAGCCGUACAAUGUUCAGGACCCAUCUGUCAUCGAGUACUACCAGAACAAACCAAUCUCUGAAAUCAUCGGUGGUGCCAUCUCCCUUGACGGCAAACCUCUCGGCUUCCCUCUGGAAAGACCAUUGUCUCCUAGCGCUCUCAGCGUUCCAAACAUUUUCGUGAGAGACGUUCUCGUCUUCCACCAUGGUCAAUCGAGCAACGACAUCACCCAACCAUAAAUGUUCCUAAGGCGAAGCGCGCCGUGUUAAAAGUCGUAUGAGAAUGAUUUAUACGACUAAUCAAGGAUGUCGUUAAUGUUAAUAAUUAAAGAAAAAAAAAAAUUUUAUUAAUGUAUCACUUAUAAUGAAUAAAUUGCUGUCAAGAGCAAAUGUUUAUUAUAAAAAUCUGGGCUUCUUCGUCUUUUCACUUUAUUCGUCUUUUCGGUAUACACAAUUGUUUAUUAAGUCAGAUGAAUAAUAAUCAAUACGACAAAACGUUUAUGUCAUCGUUUUAUUAAACAAAUCUUAAGAUACUCUAGUAACAACAAAAAAGAUAUUAAAA
Heterotrigona itama is the source of this 3464-nucleotide messenger RNA. The record is from the annotation of a GenBank genome assembly. NCBI's taxonomy places the organism in Eukaryota, Metazoa, Arthropoda, Insecta, Hymenoptera, Apidae.